Molecule: messenger RNA, 1623 nt
Organism: Symbiodinium pilosum
Lineage: Eukaryota; Dinophyceae; Suessiales; Symbiodiniaceae
Source: the annotation of a GenBank genome assembly
AUGCUGUGUAGGCAUUCCUGCGCAGCUGGUGCUGUGGUGGUGCCUGAAAGUCCCAGACCAAAUUGUGCACAGAAGACCCGAGUGGUGGAUGCGAGGCAGAAGCUUCUACCUGCUUUUGACUAUGGCGGUCCUGUGAACAGGGCGUGCUGGCUGUCGUUUGGGUUGGCUGCCUCUGCUGCUUUGCAGAAGAACCUUGCUCGAUCAAAGCGAUCUCAGCCACGCACUAUAUUGAACAGUGAGCAGUUCGGAGUUGAGGAAGCUUCUGCACAAGAAGUUGCGGAGUAUGAGGAAGAGAAGGCAAUUGAAGAUGCCGAGGAGGCUGCAGAGCGCCGGACCGACCCCCAGGGCCCCCGUGACGUGGAUCUGGCCCGGCUACGAAUUUGGGCCCGAUCAAAUAGACAGUUCAAAGUCCAUCCUGCCAUUGCAGUGCAAGAUUCGCGACUGGUGGUCUCGGCACGAAUCGAGAAGGACAGCCCACUCAUUGGCGUUAUGCCCGAGGCGCUUCUCUCCGCGAACCAGGGAGCCAAGGCCGAGGAGGAUGACAAGAUUGGGGGUGCACUGGAGCUUGCCUGGCGGAUGUUGCUUGAGAACGGGUUUGUGGCGGCCACCGGGAUGGUUAUACAGCUUUCAGAGUCGGAUAUCACAGUGGAAGCCUUCCUAAAUUUAGAACUGGUGGAUGAGCUGCAGGAUGUGGUGAUUCAACGGCAGAUUCGGUCAUUGUCCGAUCGUGUGAAUGACUGGUUCACUCGAAGAUGCUCAGAGACUGGGGUAGAUUCCAGUCAGCUUCGCACCGAGUACUUGCAGAGCUUUUCUGUAGCCAUGAGCCGUGCCAUCUUCGUACAGGACAAGUGGGUACUGGUGCCUGUCAUUGACUCCGUUGAGGUACCUGGAACAUCCACAGAACCGGGCCAACCGGUGAUGGAAGCAAACUGUCGUGUGGAAGUGGAAGACAUGGGAGAAGGUCGUCAGCUGUUGAUGUUGGUGGCAAGUUGUAAUCUCAAGGAGGGUGACGUGAUGGUGCGUGCUGUUCCUGCAACGGCCGAAGACAUGCUGCUGCAGCAUGGAGCUGUGGUUGAAGCCGAUCUGAGUACAGAGCUGUCUCUGAAGGCUUAUUUGUCCGAGUCCUCCCAAGCACAAGCUGUGCAGCGAUUGGUUUCAGGGGCGCUGCCAGGACGCUUGUUUGGCGAUGUCAUUGUGCCAGGACUGGUGAAACCUUAUGCUCGCUUCGAUGGUGACGGUGGAACGCGUAUGGAUGACGUCGCAGCAGCGGUUGGUGACACUUUCCUGUACGCAGCACUGCUUCUUUCAAGCAACACGGAGGAACCUCAAAAGCUUGAAGCUGGCCAAAUCCGCGACGAGUUUCUCUCCCUGGCUGGUGCGCAAAAGCGCGGCUGUCUCCAAGAACUGUUGCAGCUGAUGAACAGCUGCCUUGGAGAAUUCCCCACAUCACCGACAGAAGAUGAGAAGCUACUACGCUCGGUAAGGGGUUGCCGACGCCUGGCCGUCUCGUUCCGCCUUUACCGAAAGCAAGCGCUGAGGCAACUUAUUGAAGAGGUCCAGGAAGCCGCUGACAGGGCCCAGGAUCGUGGUGGGCUGCCAUUCGCUGUGCUUGGGAAACGGUGA